AGCAUACCGAGGAAUUCCAGCUCGAUGUGAAAAAAUUGUGCAAACAUUUCGAAAAAUGUCCUCGACGCUUCUGAUGCCGGAAUGUUGCCGCUGUUGUUUGGUCGAGGAAAACGACAUGAUCUACGUGUUCGACAUACUGGAUGAGUUUGACAGUAAGAUUUGCGAUCUGAUAGCAACCUGCGGGGGUGUUGCGAUUACAGAGGAUGAUAUCUAUUCGAAAAAUAUCUGCGGGAACUGUUUGAACGAUUUAGCCAAUGCGGCCCGAUUCCGGGAACGGUGCUUAAGCACCACACUCAUUUUACAGAACACGACUAUCGAGACGAAGGAAGAGCUUCACCUGCUUAACGAAGAUGAUGACCCGAAGGGUAGCUCUGGGGUUCCAGAGGAUGAAUUUAUAGAGGAGAUAAUCGUCGAGCAGGUUGAGGACGUGGAUGCGGAAGAUGUGCUGAGGUUAUCCGAGAUUCAGGAUACGAACGAAGAAAAUCAAUCGGACAUCCAGUACAUCAUCGCCGAGGAGCCGACCGAGUCGGAGUUGCGAGAUUUUGAUUACGAUAAUUUAAUCAGCGAGCAAAAUGACUUCGAUGAGGAACAUAUGGAGACCAUUUGCUUUCAGGAGCUGGAUAAAAAUGUCGAAGGUGCCGUCGAAGCAUCGAUUUUAAAGCCUGUACAAAAGGAGAUAAAGUUUACCCUUCCUAAGCCCGUCCAGCUGAACUUUGUGUGUCCACACUGCGGAGCGGGAUUUGCUCUGCAGAAAAAUCUUGCCAGGCAUCUCGUGAUGCAUCAAAACUAUGCCUGUGAUAUAUGCUCGGUGGUGUUUGAUAGUGAUAAGAACCUCGCUUUUCAUCGGUUAUCACACUCGAACGAUCAUCCAGACGAGCCAACGGAGCAUUCAGAUCUGUACCCCGAACCAAAGACUGAUAAACUGCUGAACCCGAAAAAGAAUCACCGUUGCACGUAUUGUGACAAGGCGUUCGUUUCCAAUUCGGCGCUGGUCGCUCACGUACGGGUGCAUACGCAGGAAAAGCCGUUCCCUUGUAACUACUGCCCCAAGCGGUUUCGAACGGUUGGGGCGCAAGAACUGCACGAGCGACGUCACAAUGGAGUAAAACCCUACAAGUGUGAUCUGUGUGGAAGGGGAUUCGCCGAGAGUAGUAAUCUCAAGGUCCAUCGUCGUACGCACACUCAGGAAAAACCACAUGUCUGCACCGUUUGCAAUCGUGCCUUUGCCCGGGUCUUUCUGCUGCAGAUUCAUCAACGAACGCACACAGGGGAUCGACCGUUUCCGUGCGAGGAUUGCGGAAAGUCAUUUUCGCAGCAGGGAGACUUGGCCGCCCACAGACGUAUCCACACUGGCGAACGACCGCACAGAUGCGAUAUCUGCGGGAAAGGAUUUAUCAAGAGCAGUGGUCUCACACAGCAUCGUAAAAAACAUGAACUGCAAGGAGAGGACAUCCGGAUGGUGCUGGUCGAUACGAAGCACGAUUCGUCGAACGUGCUAUCCUCAACGGAAAGCAUUCUCACGGAGAAAGAGGGAAUUUUGGAAGGCUACGAUUUGGUGCAGUGCAACCAAAUUGACCCGGAGGAAGGUAUAGAUGAGUUGAUGAUUGAAGGUGUGGUGGUAAACAGUUAAUUAUAGAAGUGUAUAACUAGUUCAAUUCAUUCGGAGUGUUUCAGAGCCAUUGAAAGAACAACUUUAUCAAAUAAAUGUGCAGAAAUGCAU
Ochlerotatus camptorhynchus is the source of this 1720-nucleotide messenger RNA. Its product is annotated as zinc finger protein 354C-like. NCBI's taxonomy places the organism in Eukaryota, Metazoa, Arthropoda, Insecta, Diptera, Culicidae. The coding region runs from base 56 to 1630 and encodes 524 amino acids. Gene Ontology annotation, molecular function: zinc ion binding. The record is from RefSeq and is a predicted model, not a curated record. The transcript is spliced from 3 exons. Gene Ontology annotation, cellular component: nucleus.